GACAAAAUCUGAAGUGCUUGAAUGUAUGUUCCACUGCUUUCAUCAUGGGACCUCGCCAUUGUUGGCAGCGAAUUCAAAUGAGUCAGUGUUUGUUUAAGUGACAGUUUUUAGAUGCCAUUUAACUUCUGUGCAUACGUGAUCAUCCGACAGUGUACUUUUGUUUCGGUUCAAGGCCUUUUUUGUUUCCUCGGUAGCCAAAGCAGAGUCCAUUUUUACCAACCAAUCUCUCCAAUGGCAACUGAGACCCUGAAUGUCAGUGACGGCACCACCAUGCAGAUUGCUCGCUUGCCCGACAUUGAUGAUGAGACCUGGGCUGAAGUCAAGGACUAUGUGGAGAAGAACCCUGAGACUGCCAAGGCUCUCCAAAACUUUGCCAAAAACCCGGAAGCAAUGCGGGGUUGGUUGCAGACUCAGGCCAUCGCCGAGCACUACAACACCAAGCUCUCCAAUGGCGACACCCCCGUGCAAGAUAGAGUGAAGUCUUUGGAGUCUGAUGCAGAGCUGGGCCCCAUUUUCGAGGACAUCAAGAAGAAUGGCGUGGAGGCAGCCAUGAAGUACUACCAAGACGAAGAGUUGAUGCUGAAGAUCAGUCAGAAGAUGGGUGGAUUGCCAUCCGAGUUGUCACCGGUCUUGCAGAAGAUCGAGGACACGCCGAUGACUUUGCACGAGGCGGCCAAGCGGGGUGACCUGACCGCGGUGAAGACCUUUUUAGAAAAGAAGAAGCCACUCGAUUCCCAGGACCACAAGGGCGUCACGGCUUUGGGUUAUGCUAUCGGUGCCAACCGCAUUGCCGUGGUCAAGCUUCUGUUGGACAACAGGGCCAAUCCUUAUGCAGUUGACAGCUCCGGCAACAGUGGUCUCCACUAUGCAGCCGGAUAUGGCCGAAAGGAACUUUUGGAGUACCUUCUGAAGGUGGGUGCGAACGUCAAUCAGCCCAAUGCGGAGGGUCUCACACCUUUGGCUGCUGCAACGCAGAAUCGGCAGGAAGCAACCAUGCAGGUUUUGAAAGCCCAUGGUGCACAGUGACAAUAAGGCUGUGCUGAACCUGGACUACAGAACCUUCAUG
Molecule: messenger RNA, 1066 nt
Organism: Durusdinium trenchii
Lineage: Eukaryota; Dinophyceae; Suessiales; Symbiodiniaceae
Source: the annotation of a GenBank genome assembly